This is a messenger RNA of Solenopsis invicta (red fire ant), 509 nucleotides long. RefSeq names its product peritrophin-1. Gene Ontology annotation, molecular function: chitin binding. Gene Ontology annotation, cellular component: extracellular region. The record is from RefSeq and is a predicted model, not a curated record. Bases 111 to 434 code for a protein of 107 amino acids. NCBI's taxonomy places the organism in Eukaryota, Metazoa, Arthropoda, Insecta, Hymenoptera, Formicidae. The transcript has 2 exons.
ACGAUAAAAUGAUUGAUAUAAAAAUUGAUAUGUCUGUUGCAACUGCCAGUUAUUGCAACUUUAGCUGCCGGACGCGUGUUAUAUUGUGAUAUACCAAAUUAAUAAUCACGAUGAAAGGAUACUAUUCGGUGAUCAUUGCACUGACACUCGUCGUUCUUGGAGUAUCUGCAAGCCGAAUUCCGAGGUCAUUUAUAAAGGAGCCUGAAUGUCCGCAGUCAGGCAAGAUCAAGGUACCUUAUCCGGAGCUCUGCACUGAUAAAUAUUUCAUUUGUGAAAAUGGCAAGCCUACCAUAAGCGAGUGUCCCGAGGGUCUGCACUUCAUUGAAAAUCUGCAGAUAUGUGACUUUCCGCUCAAGGAAUGCUACCCCGACAAGCCAAUACCUCAAAUUAUAGAUAAUUCCGAUAUACACUCCGCACCUAUAUUGAAAAUUUAAUGUAACAAGUAUUUACUAUAUUUAAGGUAAAUAAACUAUACCAAUAAAUAGUUAUCCUAUCUACUAUCUACAAAA